AUGGCCGACGAAACCUUCUACCGUGACCAGAUCCUCUGUACGUGCUCUACACUUACCUUUUUACCAACUACUUUCAGUGCUGACUCUCUCUCCUCCACAGCAAACGCCGCCGUCCUCUUCUCCGACACCUUCCGCAUCGUCCUGCGCGCCAAGAAGAACGAAGGCCGCCAGACCUACGAGGCCGUCCUCGUCGAUGGCUCCAGCCACAGGAUCCUGCUCGCCGGCGGUCCAGGCCUUCACUCUAUCCAGGAAGCCCUGUUCAACCUGUUGAUCGCGACUAGCAACCAGAUGACCGACUAUCUGCAGGGGUUGUCUGACAAGGAGGCCGCUCGCAGAGAGCACCACGAGUCUACUUCUGGCCACCAUGGUACUGCUGGCAACCCUGCUUCUACCAGUACGGGUGGGGGUGCUGUACGAUAG
Molecule: messenger RNA, 420 nt
Organism: Aureobasidium vineae
Lineage: Eukaryota; Fungi; Ascomycota; Dothideomycetes; Dothideales; Saccotheciaceae
Source: the annotation of a GenBank genome assembly